AUGGCGAAUGACACAAAAUGUGCCAACUUGAGCUUUGUCAAUCCAGACAGUAUGAUCACGGAUAAUCUUCAGGCUAGACUUCUCCUGACUGCAGUAUUCUCCCUUGUCGCCGCCAUGACAGUGUUGGGAAACUUCCUGGUGAUUGCUGCUCUCAUCAGCGUUCGUUUCAAAUGUUUUGCGCCAAAAACCAACGACAGCAGUAAUAAAACACAGUAUCUGAUUAUUUCAAUGGCAGUUAGUGAUUUCGUUCUCGGUAGCAUGAUCAUGCCGUUUGGUAUCUACAGUGUAGUCAACAACAGACGAUGGGAGUUGGGCAGUACCCUCUGCAAUGUGAGGGAAGUCUUUGAUAUCAUCCUGUCUGCAGUGUCCUUUUUUCAUGUAGCCUGCAUGGCUUUCGACAGAUACUUAGCCGUAUGCUGGCCUCUCCUUUUUCGGACACUGACCCAGAAAACUAUCUUUCUGAUGAUUGGUGUGUGCUGGAUUGUCCCGACGGCUUUCGUAUUGGCCAUUGUACUUAGUGGAUGGCAUACUCAGGGAAUAGAACAUAUAGUACUAUGCUCUAAUUUGCAGAAAACUUGCAUAUUUGUCCAUAACAAGCAAUCUUUGUUAGUCAUCAUUCUAGUACUUUUAGACUGUCCUCUCGUUGCCACGUUCGUCAUGUACAUUCUUGUUUUGCGUGAAGUUAAAAAAUAUCAUAGGAGAAAGCCGGAGAUAUAUUUUCGUCAAGAACAGCCAGCGCUGCAAAGGAAACUAAAAGGCAUAACAGCUCACGGAGAAGAAAUCAGCCCAAUUGUAAGAGAACUCAAAUGUAACAAUAAGCAAAUCGAUUUGGCAGAAUACAAUGCGGAAAUGACAGAAGUGUCGCAGUGUACUCAUCAAUCAACAGGCGGUUAUGAUUCUGUUGACUCUGAUGUUUGUACUUAUCGACAAAAGCGGUCGAUAAAAACGACUGUCAGCAGACCAAGAUCCAACAUGAAAUCAAAAACGAUAUAUAUAUAUAUAUAUAUAUAUAUAUAUAUAUAUAUAUAUAUAUAUAUAUAUAUAUAUAUAUAUAUAUAUAUAUAUGGUAUUCGUAAAGUCUUACUACACUUUGUACGCUGA
Messenger RNA from Candidula unifasciata, 1101 nucleotides. The record is from the annotation of a GenBank genome assembly. Lineage: Eukaryota; Metazoa; Mollusca; Gastropoda; Stylommatophora; Geomitridae.